This is a messenger RNA of Leptomonas pyrrhocoris, 714 nucleotides long. RefSeq lists its product as hypothetical. The transcript has a single exon. NCBI's taxonomy places the organism in Eukaryota, Euglenozoa, Kinetoplastea, Trypanosomatida, Trypanosomatidae. The record is from RefSeq and is a predicted model, not a curated record. The coding region runs from base 364 to 714 and encodes 116 amino acids.
GCAAACCACAUCCAAUUCUCAAACAGCAACGGAGGUUAAAAAAGAAAAACGUCGACGUAGAAGUUAGCAGAAGAGAAUCACAAAGCUUUAAAAAAGUUUUCACAAAAGACCCCUCACCGGACAUAUUAUAUAUAUACGUUUGCCUGUUUUGUUUGUCGUACGGCGCGUGUGUUCGUCUGACGUUUUGUUGCCUUUGUCUAGUGCGCGUGUCUUCUUUCCUCUCCUCUAUCCGCGCUUUCAAGCAGGGCUAUCGUCUUUGCUUUGCCACCCCCCCCCUCAACACUGUUUAUUGUCCAUCUACCCCCCUCGUUCUCUUUCCGCCUGCUCUCCUUCUUCAACCGCGGUAUAUAUUGGCUGGAAACAAUGGCUUCCGCGAACGCCAGCGAGAUGCCUUCCGUGUUGCAGACGACGGACGCGCUGUUAGAUAUCCCGUCCACCGAGACGGUCUGGUCCGCCUGGUACAAGGAGUCGGAGGACACCUUCGCCGACUUCAAGAGCUUUGAGCCGGCACCGGCGGCGGGCGGUGCGGCGGGAGGUCUGUCGCGCGCCGGCUCUGUCCGCACGCUGUCGAUGCGCCAGAUCAGUGGGCAAUUUGAGGAAGAGGUGGCGAAGUCGUGGGAGGAGGAUUGGGAGGACGAGGAUGUGGAGGACACGUUUGACCACAUCAUGGGCGAGAUCUCGCAGCUGGCCGCGACGCAGGCGGCGACGCAGUAA